Molecule: messenger RNA, 780 nt
Organism: Fusarium tjaetaba
Lineage: Eukaryota; Fungi; Ascomycota; Sordariomycetes; Hypocreales; Nectriaceae
Exons: 3
Coding region: 1-780 (259 amino acids)
Source: RefSeq, a predicted model, not a curated record
AUGGAGAGUAAAAGCUAUCAACUCCUGAAGACAGGCGCGCCUGAGAACCGUGUCGCGAAGGAUCAACUUCACCAAGUGGCGACUCCUGAAGAUCGCACUGUACCCUCUCAUGGUAAGUGCAUGUCCACAAGCUUGAACCGCAGAGUCAAACUGACAUUCGUCAGAGACCCUGACACCGUCGCAACGUUUCUUGAUGAAGCCAACAUAUGCUGGGGCCCUGCCGUUCCUUCUUUCAGUAAAGAUUAUCCCACUUCCACAGAUGUCAUAAUGCGCCGCCUCCCUCGGUACCAACCCCUCAUGCUGCCCGUGGUCAUGUCUCCCAAUCAGGACGGGAGGCUCCUGAUGGCCCAUCCACGGGACCGCCUGCAGAGCGAGAUCGAAGAUCUCAAGGCACAACACCAGUCGGGUGGCCAGGGCGUCUCCCAAAGACAGUCAAAGUGGUUUUGGGUCUUUCUGUCCUUGCGUAAGCUUAUCUUGGUUGCGGCAUUUGCCUUGAUCAUGUUCGUCGCUUUUGUUGCUGUCACCAUUGCCUUGGCUUCAUACAUCGCUCCGUCACUGUUGCAGCUUAACGACAUGAUGGGCGUGCAGAAUUCUGAAGUCAAGGUCCAUGAAAUUGCUGCGCGAGGCCCAAACAGCGUCUGGGACCCUCACGGAAGACCAGCCAGUCCGCUCGCCAGUGCCUCUGGGGCGACCUUCUCCUUGACUCUCAAGGUCGUCUCCGCGUGGGUGGAGGUCACUCAAGACAUUGCAGGCAUUUUCUUAUUCGGCCGCCUCCAGUAG